AGCGCUGCGAGCCGUGAGCCGGAGCCGAAGGCCGAGCGCGGCGGGGCCAUGGAGCGCGGCGCCGGGAGGGGCUGCCCGCGCCCCCUGCAGUAGCCCCGCGCCCUCCGCGCCCUCCCAUUCCCCCCCCGCCGCCUCCUCUAUGCGGCGGGGCCGGCGGAGCCGCAGGCCUCGCUCCUCCGCGAGGCGGCCCUCGGCCCUCUGAGCCCGAUCACACAGCGAUUUUGGGACGCACCCCUGUUGGAUUGUAAUACAUGUCCUGCUAGCGACAGCUUUCAGCUAUGGAAUCGUUCUCCAGAUAGUUGCCAUGGCAAUAAUCCUGGAUCCCGAGGAUACGGACAGGCCCACGGGAGCCGGCACAGAGGGAGCAGAGCCCGACUGCCUCGUGGGGCUCCAGGCGGCGUCCCCAAGCAGUGCCCGGGCAGCGCAAUGUCCCCGCAGCAGCUGGAAGGUCUGCCUGCCGGCCGUGGCAGAUGGAGUCUGGGGGCGAGGGGUGAGCAGGAGGAGCGGAGCCUGGAGAGCCGCCUCCCUGUGCAAGGGGGGAAAAGUGGUGGGUUUGGGGCUGACCGCGUGGCCCCGUAACCAAGAUCCCAUCUCGCUGUGCGCUGGGAGGGACCGCGCAGCCCUCGCGCAUCCUCUUACACCGCUGCGAGUGCAUUAAGUGAGCGGGCAGAGCGACAGCUGGGCAGGAGGCGGCGAACAAUGAAGGUAAAGUUGGCUUUCAGCGACGUGACCCUCUGCAGGCUGCACGCCAGAGGACAUCAAUAAUGGAUGGGAGCGAGCACCCCGGCCAGCACGCUAAUGUACGGAGCGGCUCUGCGCUGCUGCGCCAUUACGUCAGCGCCGCGCCGGGCUCUCCUAUCAGCACUGUAAUUUUACUGCUUUUAAAUAAUAAAUUGCGCUGGGAGCUGAAAUACUCCUUCGCCCCAUUCAAGCCUAGCAGGGUGUGCAAGCACACAGAUGAAUUUUACAUACGGCAGAGAUAAAUUUUGUAUCGAGCUGCAGAAAAGUCCUCGUGGCCGGGGCACGGCCCUGCCGGGCGUGGGGUGCGGGGCGUUUGGGCACAGGGCAGCACUGGUGCAGGUGGGAUAAGUCCCCAUGGUGCUGUGCUGCUGGGAGCCUGAGGGCUGUUCUUGGCUUCUUCCAGCAUGGACAGCUGUCCAGGGGUGAAAGAAACUUCUUGUGAAGUAAAGCGUGGUAUAACACAAAGCCUGAGAUAACCCAAAGCUCGCUGCAAUCCCAGCGCGUCUUUGAUGUCCUGGGUUUGCAGUGGGGAGGGAUGAGGCGUCCCGGUGCUCUCAGGGACCCUUUUUGAUGGAUGCUGCAGCCUGUCUGUGUGCCUUCCAGCUGGGCUUUUGGAAAUGCAAUGCGGAAAUGUCCUAUAACUGUGACGGUAGAAUGUACAUGCACCAAAGCUGGGCAGGAACCAAGCGGGUUGUGUCCCUGUCCCCGUGGUCGGUCAAUGCCCCAUGGCAGCCCCAUGCCAUGCCAACAGGAGCUGCUCGGGAGGUGAUGCUUUGUUUGCUCACCUUUUGCAGCAGGACUUAAGGAAUUGUUAUUUCCGAGUCAGGAAGUGAGCAAUGUCACGGAGCUGCAUAAGAAAGUGUAAGCAGCUUACGGCAGAUUACAGUGACUGACCACUUAGCUAUGCAAUUAGAUGGGGCGAUGGUGUGAUAAAUCGGGAGCAGCUGCUUACCUGUCCCAUGAUGCUGUUUGAUCUCGGGCACGUGUGCUCCACUUUCCUUGGGGUGGAAGGGUGCCUGGCACUUGUUUUGCAAGAGCAAAAUGGCUGUAGGUCCCUUGCAGCCCAAAGCCACUCUGUGAUUCUGUGGUCUCAUUUCCCCAGCAGGGUGCACAGCUUUGUGCUGGGCUGCCUGAAGAUGUGUGGGUUCCACUGGCAGACCGUCUGAGUGUAGGUGCUGCAGGGCAGCCCGGUGUGCAACACACCAGGCCGUGUGUUGGUGCUGCCCAGCAGCUCCAUGGGACCUCCCACGCCUGGGGACCCAUGGACCCCAGCACACCCUGGAGCCAGCCAUGCUGUCCCCCUGGGCCCUGCAUGGGGACCUGCGGUGCAGCUUUACUUCUCCCCAUCCCAGCCACACACCUCCCCUUGGCCUGGCAGCGUGUCCUUGGCAUCCCGUUGCUUCCCAGCUUCAAGCACAGUGCUUUCACCUGACUGCUGCCUUGGUGGUGCAGAGGGCACCCAGUGCCAGGUGCUCCUGGGCCCUUUCUCCUCCUUGUCCUCCUGCCCUUGGGGGAGCUGCUCCCCAGCGGCUCGGAGCAAAGCUGCGAUGUGGGGUUGGCACCUGGGGGGCACCGUGCACUGACAUCAGCCGGUAUGUUGUGCUGUGCUGGUGAUCCAGAGACACUACCCAGCUUCCACAUCUAGGUGAGCCGCAGUAAAUUACCUGUAGUUAAAAAAUGAUGCUAAUUAAAUUCAGAUGCAGUAACGAUUAACACCACUGAUCUCAAUUCGCCGAGUUUCCUCGCGGCUCCAACCGAUGGGAGAAAACCACCUCUGCAGGGGGAGGAGGGGGAGCUUUGUGCUCCUGGCACUGCGCUGUGGCCGUCUCCUCGUGCAGCUGCAGCUCCCAGCCCUGUUGCUCUGCUUUGCCCGUAGCAGUGAGCAGCACUGUUCCACAUCACCUCGUGGCGGGCACUGCUGGGCUGCUGCUCUCCAUGUGCAGAGCAUGUCUGUGUGGGUCUGUGUGGGUACGUGCACACAUCCCUGCUGUGCCUGGGCUCCUGCAGCGCUUGUUCCUUACUGCCCAGGGCUUUACCUGCGUGCCCACAGCCCGUACCUCGCUGCACAGUGCUGCAGUUAUCCACAGAUGUCUCUGCAGGCUUUGGGCAGCCCGAGCUCUGGCUGCUCCUUGUGCCAUGCCAGGCCAGCAGCCCGCUGUGCCGCUCGGUGCGCGGUCACCCAGCUCCGGGGGAGCCGGGGAUGCUAACGAGUUUGCAUACAUUGAAUUACAGGCAAGGCUUUAAUAGUAUGGUUUUUAGGCCCUGGCUCCGAUCCAACAUUUUUUCGUGCUAUUAUCCUCUAUUUACAGCUCUCCAAAAUCAGCUGAUGUCACUGCACAUAUGUUUAGAGCCGUUGCUAAGGUGAUGAGCUGCAGCGCGGGCGCCCACGCAGCCCCGAUGAAAGGCUGAGAGCUGCUCGGCAGCGUCUGUUCCACCGCCGCUCCGUGGGGAGUGCUGGGAGCCACAGGGCCGUGUCACCCCUACAGGGACACGGCGGCCGGGAUGGGCACCGUGCAGCGGCUCUGCUGCACCACGGGCUGCGUGUAGGGCUGCAGCUGCUCUUCACCCCGAGGCAGGCAGCGGUUGCCCCACAUCCACGCAGCCGAUGGCUGCUGCCCAUCCCACGUCCCCUCUGAGUCCCUGCAGUGGCACGUGUGGGUGUUGUGUUCCCGUAGGCAGAGCCCACCUCCCGUAGAAGCUGUCCCACAGAAUGGAAAGUAAUGGACCAUCCUCCCGUGCGGUGAGCGGCACCGAGCUGCCAUCACAGCAGGGCAGGAUCCUGGCCCACGCAGGGCAGGGCUGCUUGAGGUGUGAGAUGGAGUAACAGUGCCCACCUGGAGCUGCCCACCAGGACUGUGCUGUAAGUGUUACGGGGGAAAAGUCCUUUUGGGUUUAAGUCGGUGUGUGAAAUGCGUGUGACAGAAAAUCCUCCCAGCUGGAGGUGCUUUCGUGUCCUUUGGACAAAAAGGAGUAAGCAAAAUCAGCCUGCCAUUUCAGCUGUAUGUGUGGAUGUGUGUGUAUCCAUCUCUGUGUUCCAGUCCUCCAGCGCACACCAAGCAUCUCAAACGGUGACAAACGUUCUCUUCCCCGGGAGCUCACUGUUCUCCCCCGGAUAUUUCUCUCCCUUUUUUGAAGGAUGCUCACUAGGGCCUGACCUAGUUUGGCUGCCGUCGCGCUGCAAGACGAUGCUGGGUGCACCCAGCACAGCUCCCUGCACUGCUGCUCGGUGGGCUGGGCAGAAGCAGCCUCACAUCGCCCUUCCCUCCCCCCGUAGUGACAGGAUUUAGCACAUGGCACAGGUGUUCAGGCACUGCCACGGGAAGCGAGAGCCUGGGUAGCUAAUUUUAGCAUAAAAUAUAGAUCUUGUUAAUUACUCUGUGCGAGGAGCAGUGAGGUGAGGGCCGUGGAAAGGCAUUGGCACUGUCUCACUCCCGCCGAGGCGGCCACAGCUGGUGGUGCCGAUGGGCUGUACUGAUGGGCCGGGCCCUAUUGCAGGAAUGAUGCCGGGAAUGUGGAGCUGAUGUCGGGGUGAUGCUGUCCCACUCCCUGCUGCUGUGCUGCUGCCAUGUGUGGGUCGUGGUGUGGGGCACAGCAUGGGGCUGCCCUCAGCGGGGCACUGCUGGGGCUGCCUGACGUGGAGCAGUGAGGCUCGGGGACAUGGCCACAUUAGAAAAGAGCUUUUAUUAGAGUAGUGCAUUGGGACGUGGCAGUGUAGGGCUGGCCUGCUGGCUGCUGUGCUCUGGGGCCGCUGCAGGGAUAGGGCUGUGAGCCAGGCUUGUCCCUGGGGUCCCUGCUGGGCUUGUCCCUGUGGGGUCUCCGCUGGGUUUGUCCCUGUAGGGACUCUGCUGGGCUUGUCUCUAUGGGGUCGAUGUCAGACUUAUCUUAAUAGGGUCACUACUGGGCCUGUCCCUGCAGGUCCGUGCCGGGUGUCUCCCUAUAGGGUCCCUGCUGGGCUUGUCCCUGUAGGGUUGAUGCUGGGUUUACCCCAUAGGUCUCACUGGGCCCCUCUGCCCACCUCACAGCCGCUCCAUGCCGUGCAGCACAGCCCUGCCUGCGCCUGCUGCACACGGGGCCUCGCGCUGGGGGUGCUGCCCUGCACAUCCCCCCCCCACGGGUCUGGGUUUGUAUUCUGGGAAUCCAGAUAUAGCUCCGUGUGAUCGAGUGCUCAUGACGAGAUGGAGUAAUCCAUACUUGGGGCAAAUCCAGGGCUUAAAACUCCUAAUAGCCUUGUCCUGGGUGCUGCAGCGUGCGCUGGGCUGAGUUGGGCAGUCAAGGUCUCCGCUCCUGAUGGUUUAAUUUGGACGAUGAGUAUCACUUAAUAGCAGCGUUUUAUUACAUUCGUUUCACUCUCACUUUUCAAAGAGUUCUUCUGAUGCAUUCAGGCUCCAGGCCCUUUGGAUGCUAAUGGACUUCUGCUGGGGUUUUGUUUUUGUUGCUGCGUAGCACCAGGGCUCCCAUUUGCCGGGGCUUGGUAUGGAGAACGCCCAGCGCCAGACAAUGCGCCCAUUCACAGCAGCACAAUGGAGGUGGAACGGUCCUCAUGUAAAUCAGCAUGCAGAGCCCCAUCCGUCCGUCCCUCUGUCUGUCUGUCGGUGUGCUGGGCUGGGGCUGAGUGCUGCAGCGCCGAAGGAAUGUGACGGUUGAUGAUGAGGCGAUGGCAGCAUAAAUGAAGAUCAAGUAAGGAAGGCAGAACGAUGCCCAAGGGUGGGUGUUCUAAAACACCACAGCCAGAAGAUUUCUCUCUCAGCAACGACAUGGUGGAGAAACAAACGGGGAAAAAGGAUAAAGAUAAAGUUUCUCUGACCAAAACUCCCAAGUUGGACCGGAGCGAUGGCGGCAAAGAGGUGAAAGAGAGGACUACCAAGAGGAAGUUACCUUUCACUGUUGGAACAAAUGGAGAUCAGAAGGACUCGGAUACAGAAAAGCAGGGUCCAGAGCGGAAGAGGAUUAAAAAGGAGCCCGCCACAAGGAAGCCUGGCUUGCUGUUUGGGAUGGGCCUUUCAGGAAUCCGGGCAGGCUACCCGCUCUCUGAGCGCCAGCAAGUUGCUCUGCUCAUGCAGAUGACAGCAGAAGAGUCUGCAAACAGCCCAGUUGACACAACACCAAAGCAUCCCUCUCAGUCCACAGUUUGUCAGAAGGGAACUCCUAACUCUGCCUCCAAAACCAAAGAUAAAGUAAAUAAGAGAAACGAGCGAGGGGAGACUCGGCUGCACCGAGCUGCCAUCCGCGGGGACGCGCGGCGCAUCAAGGAGCUCAUCAUCGAGGGUGCCGACGUCAACGUGAAGGACUUUGCAGGCUGGACAGCAUUGCACGAGGCGUGCAACCGGGGUUACUAUGAUGUUGCAAAGCAGUUGCUUGCUGCAGGCGCCGAAGUCAACACCAAGGGGUUGGAUGAUGACACCCCCCUGCACGAUGCAGCAAACAACGGGCACUUCAAGGUGGUGAAAUUGUUGUUGCAUUAUGGAGGGAACCCUCAUCAAAGCAACAGGAAGGGAGAAACGCCAUUAAAAGUAGCCAAUUCUCCCACCAUGGUGAAUCUGCUCCUGGGGAAGACAACUUACCCCUCCAGCGAAGAGAGCUCAACAGAGACCUCAGAAGAGGAGGAUGCCCCCUCCUUUGCGCCCUCCAGCUCGGUUGAUGGCAAUAACACGGACUCAGAGUUUGAGAAGGGUUUGAAGCACAAGCCCAAGGCCCAGGAGCCCCCCAAAACCAUCACUCCGGUGAAGGAUGAGUAUGAAUUCGAUGAGGACGAUGAACAGGACCGGGUCCCACCAGUCGACGACAAGCAUUUGCUAAAAAAGGAUUACAGGAAAGAGACUAAAGCGAACAGUUUCAUUUCCAUACCCAAAAUGGAAGUGAAAACUUAUACUAAAAAUAACACAAUUACACCAAAGAAAGCUGCCCACCGCAUCCUGUCGGACAGCUCGGACGAGGAGGAGACCAGCGUCGCCGUGGGGACAGGUGAGAAGCUGCGCCUUUCAACCCACUCGAUACUGCCCAGCAGCAAGAUCCGGGAGCCCGCCAGCACCAAGGCACCGAAGGAGAAAAGCAAAGUGAAAAAGAAGCGGAAGAAGGAGACAAAAAGCAAAGAGGUUCGGUUUGGCAAAAAAAAUGACAAAUUUUGUUCCUCUGAAUCAGAGAGCGAAAACGUGGAGAGUGAGGAGGAUGAUAGAGACUCUCUUCAGAGCUCUAGCUGUGUAAAGGACUCCAGGCUAGUGCUAAAGGAAUCCUCCUUGUUUAACUCUCUGUCUGCCUCAUCGACCUCUUCUCAUGGGAGCUUAGGAUCCCAGAAACACAAUGCUAACCUUACAGAACAGCACUCCAAGCACUGGAGGACGGACAAUUGGAAAACCAUAUCUUCCCCAGCUUGGUCAGACGUCAGCUCCUUGUCGGACUCCACGAGGACGAGACUGACGAGCGAGUCAGACUACUCGUCUGAGGAGUCGAGCUUGGAGUCCCUAAAGCCAGUCAGGAAGAAACCAGAGCACAAAAAGAAAAACACCUCCCACAGCACUGUUUCUGAGAAAAAGAAUUCAUUCCAUAGCAACGUGGAUGGAGCGAUUCCAAAGCUGGACAAGGAGGGGAAGGUGGUUAAAAAGCAUAAAACGAAACAUAAACAUAAAAACAAGGACAAGGGGCAGUGUCCCAUCAGCCAAGACAUUAAAAUAAUCAAAACUUUUUCUUUUGAGUUUGAGGACUCUAAACAAAAGCCUGAGAAAGGCUUGAUAGUAGAGACAGAAAAUCCAGUCGAAAACAAAUUGAAAGUGUUAAAGCAUGAGCGAGAACACUGUAAGAAGGAAGACAAGCUUCCCAAAGGUAAAGCGGAAGAGAAGGACUGGUUGUUUAAAGAUGAGACUGGAAAAUCCUCUAAGGAGGAGAAAUCAUUAAGAAAAGUCAAAGAUGGUAGUAAAGACAUGAGCAAAUCCUUCAGAGAAGGAUUGAGUAAAUCGGAAAAAGAGAAACCUGUAAAGGAGAAGUCUCCCAAAGAGGAGAAGCCCAGAAUACACAAGGAGGAGAGAAAGAAGAAGUCAAAGGACAAGCAGUCCAAAUCCGAGAAGAAGAACGAACUGAAAGAGGAGAAGGCUGCUAAGCUUGAGAAAGAAAAAUCCUUCAAGGAAGAGAAGGAAAAAUGCAAAAAAGAGAAAAUGUACAGGGAGGAGUCUGGGUUUGACGAGUUUAAUAACAAAGCCCAGUUUCCCGAAAGCGAGGACACGAAGUUCAGCCUCUCGGACGAUCAGCAGGAGAGGUGGUUUUCAGACUUGUCUUCUGAUUCGUCCUUCGAUUUCAAAGGCGAGGAUAGCUGGGAUUCUCCAGUAACAGAUUUCAGGGAGAUUAAAAACGACACUGUGGCAAAACUGAUCAUAGAGCCGGUGAAAGAGGAAACUAAAGACAAGAAAAAGGAAAACAAAACGAAAGAGAAGAAAGAAUACAGCGAGAAACGUAGCGAAAAGGACUCCUUCCUAAAGAAGAAAGAAAGAGACUAUGUGGAGAAAAGCUCGGAAAAGAAAAAGGACCAAACAGAGAGGCACAAAGCUGCUCCUAGUUAUCUGCCUGAAAAAGAUAAGAAAAGGAAGGAUUCUGCAGAGGGUGUCAAGGAGAAGAAAGAGAAAGAUACAGGCGAAACCAACAAAGAUAGAAAGGAUUCCUCUGAUGGCUCUAAAGACCGAAAAGAGAGUAAGACGAAGCAGGAGGAGCCCUACCGGGAUGAAUUCAAGGAGUACGGCUGUGAGGCGUUCUUCAAGGAGAAGUCUGACACCGAAUUCAGCGGCAAAGCCCUGGAGAGCUGGGAGAGGCACCACUCUGGGAAGGACAAGGAGAAGAAAGAUGCUUCCGAGAAGGAAAAAAAAGAAAAAGUGAAGCCAGAGAAGUACAAGGAGAAAUCCAAAGAAGGCGACAAGGAGAAAAACGAAAAAGCGGCUCCUGAGAAAAUCCCAAAAGACAAAGAACUGGAAAAGAGCUUCAAAGAGAAGAAGGAAAGCAAGGAGAAAUACAAAGACCUACACGGCAAAGACAAGGAAAGGAAGAGUUCCUUCGACCAAGUGAAAGAGAAGAAGGAGAAAAGCUUUUCCACGGACCGAGAAGACUUCUCUGAGAAAAAGGAUGAGAAGAAAGGCAAGGAGAAGAGCUGGUACAGCAUCGCGGACAUCUUCACUGAUGAAAGCGAAGAUGAGAGGGAUGAUUACAGCUUGACGGGGUUCAAAGUGGGCGAAUCGGUGGGGAGUGAGAUGCACCGGCUGGACAGCCUGCAGGAGAAGGACGAGGGUGAGAAGGAGCUGUACUCCGACAAACACCGCAAGUACUCCUCCGACCGGCAGCACUCCGGGGAGAAACAGAAGGAUAAGGAGUCCAAGGAGAAGAAAAAGGACAAGGGAACAUCGGAAGGGGGAAAAGAGAAGAAGGAGAAGAAUUCCUUUGAAAAACACAAAGAGAAGAAAGAUAAGGAUUCUUCGGAGAAGUACAAAGACAGGAAAGACAGAACAUCCAUCGAUUCCAAUCAGGAGAAGAAGAACAAGCAGAAGCUCCCAGAAAAGGCUGACAAGAAGCACGCCAGCGACGAGAAGGUGAAAAACAAGCACAAGGAGAAGCUGGAUAAGGAGCAUUCCAAGGAGAAAAAGUCUUCAAAAGGAGGAGAGCCGGAGAAGAGCCUACUGGAGAAGUUGGAGGAGGAGGCUCUCAAUGACUACAGGGAUGACUCCAACGACAAGAUCAGCGAGAUCUCCUCCGACAGCUUCACAGAUAGAGGGCAGGACCCGGGGCUCAGCAGCCUCUUCGAGUCUUCGAAUCUCUCUCUCGCAGACGCCUCCGAAGAAAAGUUCAAGGACUCUCUCCCGUUGCCCUGCCUACAGGACAAACUGAAGGAGAAGGAGCGGCACAGGCAUUCCUCAUCUUCCUCAAAGAAGAGUCACGAGAAGGAAAAGGCGAAGAAGGAGAAGACCGAGAAAAAGGAAAAAACAGAUGAAUUCAAAGACUCCAGCAGCAGGAAGGAUUCCACUCAUUAUGAAAAGGAUUUCUCUGUGGAUGGGGAGGCUUUCAGCUCCUCCUACGGCAUGAAGGCAGAGCCUGAUGAGGAACCAGAGAAAAGCAUUGAUUACUUAUUUUCUGAAAAGAAAGAUAAAAAUGAUUCUGAAAGAGAGCUGUCAAAGAAGGCGGAGAAAGAAAAGACUUACGGUUCCAGCACCAUCAGCACAGCUAAGGAGAAAAAGAAGCGAGAUAAACACAAGGAAAAAUGGAAGGAGGAAAAGGAAAAGCACAGAGACAAACACGCAGAUGGUUUCUUUAAACACCACAAGGACGAGCCAAAGUCAGCGCUUAAGGACAAGGACAGUCCUCAGGUUACCGCCUUCAAGGAGAAAUCAAAGGAGGAGAACCUCAAAUUCGGUGAGACCAAACUGAAGGAGAAGCUGAAGGAGAACCAAGAGAAAGACAAAGCAGAGUCAAUAAAAAUAAGCAACGGCAAUGAAAAAAUAACCCUUUCCAAAGACAGCGGCAAGAAGGAUGCCAGGCCGAGGGAGAAGCUGCUGGGGGACGGAGAUCUGAUGAUGACCAGCUUUGAGAGGAUGCUGAGCCAGAAAGACCUGGAGAUCGAGGAGCGACACAAACGGCACAAGGAGAGAAUGAAACAAAUGGAGAAGAUGAGGCACAGGUCCGGAGACCCCAAACUGAAGGACAAAAUUAAAAGCUCCGAGGACGUCCGCAAGAGGAGCCUGGAUCUGACAGCAAAGAAGCCGCUGGCACUGGACACUCAGCUCAAGGACAAGAAGCUCAAAGAGCUGGGCCCACUGACGCCCAUACUGUCACCAGAGAACAAGGCGCAGCCCGCAGCUGGGGCGGACUCCAAGGACUGGAUCACGGGCCCGCAGCUGAAGGAGAUCCUCCCGGCGUCCCCUAGGCCAGACCAGAACCGGCCAACGGGCGUCCCCACCCCGGCGUCUGUCGUGUCCUGCCCCAGCUACGAGGAGGUGAUGCAGACCCCGCGCACGCCCUCCUGCAGCAACGAGGACUACACCGACCUGAUGUUUGAGUGUGCGGACUCGCAGCACUCGCUGCCCAUAUCCACCAUGUCCAUGAACGCGUGCUCGCCGUCCUUCUUUGACAGGUACGCGAACGUUGCGGGGGCCCUCCCCGAGAACCCUGCUCAGACCCCAACUCGUACCAUCCCCUCCUCAAACCUGUACCGCUCCAUCUCUGUCGACAUCAGAAGGGCACCUGAGGAAGAGUUCAGUGUUGGAGAUAAGUUUUUCAGACAGCAGAGCGUCCCAGCGACGUCAAAUUACGACUCUCCAGUGCAGCAUUUAAUGGAGGAGAAGGUUCCCCUUCCUUCUGUUCCCGCUGAGAAGUUCCAGUGUCUGUCUCCUGGCUAUUACUCACCAGACUAUGGGGUUUCGUCGCCCAAGGUGGAAGCCCUGCACUGCCCGCCAGCGGCGGUCAGCGGGGUCUCCCAGUCACCUGAAAGUGUCUUUUCUGGUUUACAAGCAAAGUCCUCCCCUUCGCACAGAGACGAGCUUCUAGCUCCCUCGGUAGAAAGUGCUCUUCCCCCCGACCUGGGCAUGCCGCUGGAUACCACAGAGGAGCAGCAAGCCACCGCCUCCAUCAUGCCGCCAGAGCCCACCUACUUGCCGCCAAUUGAAGAGAAUAAUUUUGGUUCGGCAAUGCCGGAACAAACCAGCAUGGACUGGGAUACCCCUCCUGCCCGGAACCCCGACACGGCAAUCCCUCCCAGCCUGAUGGCAAACGCGGCCGAGCACUCCGUCGGCUGGUCCAUGGGCUCUGAGCUCCUGAUGAAAUCACCCCAGCAGUUUGCCGAGUCCCCGAAACCUGCGCUCUGCUCUCUGGAGCCCAUCCAUCCCACGCCGGUCGCCUUCAUCCCCACAGACGCUUCCUACCCCGUUUCUCCCAUAUCGUACCCUCUGUCCGUGUCGGAGCCGGGGCUGGACGAAGUCAAGGAAGACGCAGAGGAAGCGGUACCAGGAGAAAUGGCCAACGCUGAGGAGCAGGCACCAUACAUGUCCCCCACGAGGCUGGACACGUUCUUCACCGGUUGCAAGCCUCUUCCCGAGGAGGCACCCGAGAUCCCCACAGAGACCCCCUGUGUGCCAGCAGAACCUCAGGCAGAAGCGGUCAGCGUGCAGGAAAACACCUACUUGGAAAACAACAGCACGACACCGGCAAACGGCGAGGAGGCGGUGACGUGGCCAGACUCCUUCACCACCCCUGAGGAUGAGCUGGACCUCGGCCCCUUCUCGCUGCCCGAGCUCCCGCUGCAGCCCAAGGAUGUGGCUGAGGCGGAGGUGGCCGAGGCAGAGCCGGCCGAGGAGGGCAUGGCUGCAGCCCCAGAGGUGAGUGCUGGGAGCACAAAGGCUGGCACGGCUGCCACAGCCACUGGAGAGGCAGAGGAGCCCGCAGCUGUCCCGGCAGCACCCGUCCCACCCACGGACACUGAGCCGCCAGCUGAGGAGCAGAAACCUGAUGGGGCUGUGCAGGAAGCCACCUCAGAAGCAACGAGUGGGGCAGAGGAGAAAGGUGCGGAGGAGGCAGAGGCACAGGUGCUCCCAGCUGCCCCGACAGAGCCUGCCCAGGCCGAGGGCAGAGAGGUGGAGGGUGCACAGGAUGAGCCGGCCGCCUCCGCUGCAGUGGUGGAGGGCAGCUCUGGUCCUCCUGCAGCCCCCAGUGAGGGCAGCGCCGGCCCCGAGAGCACGGCGGGGCGCACCGGGAGCCAGGGCCCUUCCUCCCAGCCCGAGGCCCCUCCAGCUCAGGCUGAAGUCGUUGAGCCAGUGCAGAAACCGGUAGCAGAAGCUCCCAAACCCCCCAAAAUAGAAGAGAUUCCUCAGCGGAUCACCAGGAACCGGGCGCAGAUGCUCGCCAACCAAAACAAGCAGAAUGCCGCGGCUGCUGAGAAGGAGUUUCCUCCCGUCCCUGCGCCCACCACCCGCACCAAGGGCCGCGGGACCGAGGAGGACGACUCCCAGGCGCAGCACCCACGGAAGCGCCGCUUCCAGCGCUCCAACCAGCAGCUGCAGCAGCAGAUCAACACGUCCACCCAGCAGACCCGCGAGAUGAUCCAGCAGACCCUGGCAGCUAUCGUCGACGCCAUCAAACUGGACGACAUCGAACCGUACCACAGCGACAGGUCCAACCCCUACUUCGAGUACCUCCAGAUCAGGAAAAAGAUCGAAGAGAAGCGGAAAAUCCUCUGCUACAUCACUCCCCAGGCUCCGCAGUGCUACGCUGAGUACGUCACCUACACGGGCUCCUACCUGCUGGAUGGCAAACCUCUGAGCAAGCUCCACAUCCCCGUGAUCGCCCCACCGCCGUCGCUGGCGGAGCCCCUGAAGGAGCUGUUCAAGCAGCAGGAGGCCGUCCGGGGGAAGCUGAGGCUCCAGCACAGCAUCGAGCGGGAGAAGCUCAUCGUCUCCUGCGAGCAGGAGAUUUUGAGAGUGCACUGUCGAGCAGCACGGACUAUUGCCAACCAGGCUGUGCCCUUCAGUGCCUGCACCAUGCUGCUGGACUCCGAGGUCUACAACAUGCCUCUAGAAAAUCAGGGAGACGAAAACAAGUCAGUCAGGGACCGCUUCAACGCACGGCAGUUCAUUUCCUGGCUGCAAGACGUGGACGACAAGUAUGACCGGAUGAAGACGUGCCUGCUGAUGCGGCAGCAGCACGAGGCCGCCGCGCUGAACGCGGUGCAGAGGAUGGAGUGGCAGCUGAAGGUGCAGGAGUUGGACCCCGCGGGGCACAAAUCCCUCUGCGUCAACGAGGUGCCCUCCUUCUACGUGCCAAUGGUCGACGUGAACGACGACUUUGUGCUGUUGCCGGCAUGACAGUUGUGCACCGGGAGGCGUCACUGAACACUGGCACGGACGGAGCCCGCCGAGGUCGGGCGGUCGCGCUCACAUUCACCCUUCCCGCUUGCUGAUGAAUCCCUUGGUCAGAGGAGGAGGAAGCAGCUAUCGGCAGAAAACCACCAAAACGAAAACAAAACGAACAGAACCCAAUAAGAACCGAAAACGAAAAGUUGCACUUUGUUCGCAGCGCGGCCCCCCCGUGCCCGGCGGCGGGCAGGAGCAGCGGGCGGCGCUGCCGGAGGUGCUGCGCGGGCACGUGGGCAGCGCUGUGCUCAGCGAGAGGAGACCGCGGGGGGGGCAGGGGGCGAUUUUUCUCUUCCAUCCCGGGUACGUCUCAAAAAGGACUCGAGUCAAAAGGACACGCGGAGACCCGACCCGAGGCAAAGGACGGCGGUGCCCGCGGGCAGCGCUGCGCUGCGGGCGGUGGUGCCCGGCGGUGCCCGGCAGUGCCCGGCCGUGGGCGGCGGUAACACAGAGAAAGGACUUUGCCAACUGUGUUUUUAAUGGAGUAAAAUCCAUGUGGUUUAUAUAUAUAUAUAUAUUUUUUUUUUCCUUUAAUCUUGGGCAUUUCGUUUCUCUUUCUGAGAACAUAACUUGAAAAAAAAACACUACAGAGCCAAUACUCAUAUAAAGAAAAAUUGUAUCCCAUAAAUGCUGUACAGUUUUUAUAUACAUUAACAAUGUACUUUUGCUGCCUUCUAGAUAAUUUAUUUUGCAACACAUUACUGCACAGUUGUAAAUAACUUAUGUACUGUAACAUCACUUUCAGUUAUGUGUAAAGAAAUAAAUAAAUUAAUUAAAAUUA
Molecule: messenger RNA, 14388 nt
Organism: Gallus gallus (chicken)
Lineage: Eukaryota; Metazoa; Chordata; Aves; Galliformes; Phasianidae
Gene: ANKRD11
Product: ankyrin repeat domain 11
Exons: 14
Coding region: 5436-13559 (2707 amino acids)
Biological process (GO): anatomical structure morphogenesis
Cellular component (GO): nucleus
Molecular function (GO): protein binding
Source: RefSeq, a predicted model, not a curated record